CGGAAAUCCAAGCGACGAUUUAUCGUACUUACACGAUCAAACUCAUAGUUCCCAUAUCCCCCACGUCACGCCAAUUACAAGAUGUAUUUGGAGCCAUGGUGGUACUCGAGCUGCGGGGGCGGGGUAACUGGCGGCGGGGCGCUUGUUUGUUGGCGGGUUUCAGGGUUUCGUUGGGCGGGACGGAAGCAGUGGAGUGUGCCAUGAGCUGACCGCCUCCUAUUUCAACCCCAAAACAACACGUACCUGCUGUUCUCGACAACAUCGCGUUGCUAUCCAUCAAACACCAUGGCUGCCGUCCAGAUUCCUGAGGGAGGUACCAUCCUCGACACCUUCAAGGCCUCCUUCACCAAGGUGCCGAUCGACGCCGAAAAUGGCAACGCGAUCUCGACCACCGAGUUCCUCGACGCCGCCGAGUCCCUGACCACCAUGUUUGACCUCCUAGGCUCGGUUGCCUUUUCGCCGGUCAAGAAGGACAUGAUGGGUAACGUUGAGAAAAUCAGGAAACGCCAGCUUGCGGCGCCCCUCGAGUCUCAGAAUAUCCAGGACCUUGUGAGGAACGAGUUGAAGACCAAGUCCCACACUGCGACUGAGGGUUUGCUCUGGCUCGUCAGAGGCCUCGAGUUUACCUGCAUCGCCCUCAGCCAGAACCUGGCCAAGCAUGACCAAGAACUCGCCGAUUCCUUCCGCGAUGCAUACGGCGUCACUCUCAAGCCGCACCACAGCUUCCUCGUGAAGCCAGUCUUCAGCGCCGCCAUGAGCGCGUGCCCCUACCGCAACGACUUUUACUCCAAGCUCGGAUCGGACGAGGAGAAGGUUAAGGAGGAGCUGCGUCAGUACUUGGAGGCGUUGGACAAGAUUGUCGCCAUCCUCAAGGCCUUCCUCGAGAGUAAGGAGGCCAAGUGGUAAACAGGGGACGACAGGAACACGCGAACACAAGUGUCCUUUCAGAUAGCACAUGGAGUAGCUGCUGCAUAACUCGACGUCCUCGCCGUUAAGAAGUCUGGGAGCGAGCCUACGCUCAUCCAUGCAACUGCUUAGACUGUUCACACGAGGCUUUGUCUCAGCUACAGCACCAAGGUUGACUUCAUGUUCUCAACAGAGAUUUAGAGAUGCCUAGCCAAUGGCCCUUG
Thermothelomyces thermophilus ATCC 42464 is the source of this 1130-nucleotide messenger RNA. RefSeq lists its product as uncharacterized. Lineage: Eukaryota; Fungi; Ascomycota; Sordariomycetes; Sordariales; Chaetomiaceae. Gene Ontology annotation, biological process: ceramide transport; intermembrane lipid transfer. Gene Ontology annotation, cellular component: cytoplasm; membrane; cytosol. Gene Ontology annotation, molecular function: ceramide 1-phosphate transfer activity; ceramide 1-phosphate binding. Bases 286 to 906 code for a protein of 206 amino acids. The record is from RefSeq and is a predicted model, not a curated record. The transcript is spliced from 4 exons.